CGAACACAGAAGACAUACUACUAUUUGUUAGAUUCUUUUAUACAGUAAAUUUGUGUUAUAUAACCAUGGCUCUGUGAGGCCAAGGAGAUUGCAAACCUUUUGUGUUAUACAGUACGUUAUCUUAAUGUGGUUGUCGUGUGUGUGUGCGCGUGUGUGCACAGUUGGCAAUGCGGGAGCAUUUUUGUCAUUUCCCUCGGGUGAAGCGUCGGGGUGGGGAUGGGUGGCCGAUGGAGGUUGCUGUUGGCUGGGGCGCAGGGUGUAAGCAGGAAGGCUGAAAUCAGGGUUGCCAUGGAAACCAUUGUAUUUCCCUUCCCUGUGAUUGGUGCCGCCAUCUUGUGCAAGUAUCUGCUAUUUCUGUAAUGCAACAAGGCCCCAGACACGAGUGCAGUCACAGGACACGCACACACUAUCAUCUUACACAAGGAUUCGGAUUUCAUUUCCAAUUUGGAUCGUAAUCCUAUGAAGUCCCAUACAUUGUUUUUAUUAUUCUGGACUGCUGUAUUGCUAUAUGUUAGCAGCAUGUCAUCAGCAUCAUUUUAUCAACAGAUUUUUUUUUUUUUUUCGUGACAUCACACACGUCUGGACAUGGCCGCAGCCACCAUGUUGGAGGUCCACGCGUAGGGAAAUUAGAUGAACAGACAAUGUAGGAAACGGUCAAUUACUUUGUUUGUUUUGGGCUGCCACAAUACGUAAAGGUGGGAGGGCCGGAGUUUCUUUUUAACGUUUCCCAGAACUGAUCUUGAAUCAAAAGGCGAGCAGACUGAGGAUUUGAAAAGGAAAAGACAGAUUGUGGCUUUUGCAGAUCAGCAGACCCGUGUUUGUUCUGAACAUUUAACGCUUAGCAACGUUGGAAAACAAUAGUGUACAUACAAUACAUAUCUCAUUUUUUUUCAAUGUGUUCACAUUUCAAUACUCUUCAAUAACAUAAAAUAAAUAUGUUGAAUAUUGGUCGAUUUGUAGCCGUGGUAUUAUAUUAAACGUACAUUUAGUACAGCUUAGAAAUGUGAGAUUCGUUACAUACAUUAUUUGGAGCAAUUCAUAAUUUUUGGAGCGAUUAAGCGAAAUUGCAUAAUUUCACGUGGCAGAUCUGACGAUCUCUCGCUGCGUGCGAAUGUGCCACAACAUUGUGGUUGGGAAUUACUGCUCUAAACAAUUCAUAAUUGUCCGUGAAUAUUGCUGAUGGAUUGCGGUCGAGUGACUUUGACUCCUAAUAAGCUUACAUAUGUUUACUAAUGCUUGUCACCAAACUUCCGGGUCAUAUCAACCCAACCAAUUAUUCAAAUCAAUUAGGCGCGGCGCUCUUUUAAAAAUGUAAUUAGAGGUAGACAGGACAGAUUUUAUUUGAGUUUUUAUUUUUUCUCCCCCAGAUCAUUUCACUAUUGUACCACUCUCAGGUUAAUAUUGACAUUUAACAAAUAUGACAAAAAGUGUUUAUAACUCCCCCGUUGAGUCCUGUUGCCUGUUUUUCCAUUUUUCAGUUUUUGAUCUCAGGCUAAAAUUAAAAUACGAAAACACUGGCAUAUUUUAGUUUUUGGGCUGGGUGUUAGAUUCAAAACCAAAUAAAGUAAUCAGUCGCUACUUUGAUUUUCAAUUGCCCGUUGGACAUAGAAAGAAGAAACGACACACGAAUUAAGGCCGAACAGGAAGAGGCAAUAUUGAGUAACUCCGUGUCGUGAAAGCACUAGGACCCAGUGGAGAGUUGUGAGGCUGGGUGCUGCCUGGCUGCCCACCCUGCUUCUCAGCUUCUCAUGCUGCUGCAGUUGCCCUGGGCACCUACUGAAGCCACUACUUGCGUGUGCGUGCGUGUGUGCGCGUGCAUGUGUUUGGAAGGCUUGGGCGGGCAGACAGUCUGAGAGGGGGUGGGGGGUGGGGGGGGGGGGGGGUUUCGAGUAGGAGGCGAUGACAGGAUGAAAGGGGCCAGGUGAGGAGGAGACACGGGAGCAUCACACUCUUCUUCAACCCCCCACACAUCCCACCAUCCACAUUGCCUGUAUGACUAGUGAGUGUGUGUGUGUGUGUGUGUGUGGAUGUGUGUGCAUCACUGUGUUGGAGAGAGUCAUCGAAACAGGUCAGCGUUCCAUCAGCAGACUGUGAACCUGCACAGGAGUGAGCAGCUCUUUCCGCACUCAGAUUUGCCAGGCUAACUUUCAUAGUGGAGGGUCAAAGCGGCUCCAUCUUCGAGGGACCAUCUUUGAGCUGUAGGCUCAAUCGAGACCUUCGGAUCUCGGGCUGCCAUGAAAGAAUCAACUAGCUGAGCUUCUGUGUGGCACCCUACGGCGGGGGAGGAUGGGUGAUGGGUCCGUGACGCUCAGUGGACUCUCUCCUCCUCACCCUUUCCUCUCAUGGAGCAUCUUGCCACACCGAGUCCCUCCUGGAACACUUCCCUCUCCGGACUCCCCUCGUUUCCCCUCCAGUCGCAGGCAAACGCUUCCAACGUGAGCCGGGCCGGAGUAGACGUCAAUCAGUCGCUAGCCGUGUGUGCCAUGCUCGUCGUGGACGUCCUGGCUGUGGUGGGGAACCUAGCCGUGAUGAUCGUCAUAAGCAAAACGCCUCAUCUGCGCAAGUUCGCCUUUGUGUUCCAUCUGUGCUUGGUGGACCUGCUGGCAGCGCUGGUGUUGAUGCCUCUCGGGAUGGCGUCCGAUCGGUUGUCGGCGGACGAGGCUCUGUGUCGAAGCUACCUCUGCUUGAGCGUUUGCCUCGUGAGCGCCGCCAUCCUCACCAUCUGCGCCAUCAACGUGGAGCGCUACUACUACAUCGUGCACCCCAUGCGCCACGAGGUGAAGAUGACGGUGGGGGUGGUGGCGACGGUGCUGGUGGGGGUCUGGAUUAAAGCCGCCGUCAUGUCAUCGCUGCCUUUCCUGGGGUGGCUGCUCCAAGGUAACCAGGCUGUGGCCUCUAGUCCGCCGCUCAUCCCCGGUCAGGCACACUGCUCCCUCCACUGGGCGGGCGGCAGGACCACACGCCUGCUCUUCAUGGUCUUCUUCACGUUCAUCUAUUUCCUGUGUCCCGUGCUGAUUAUUCUGGUGGUCUACUGCAACAUGUUCAAGGUGGCCCGCGUGGCAGCCAUGCAUCACGGCCCGCUCCCUACUUGGAUGGAGACGCCGCGGCAACGCUCCGAGUCCACCGGCAGCCAUUCCACCGUGGCCGCCAGCCUCGGAGGGACUGUCUCCCGCAACAUCUCCCAAAGGACCUUCGGUGGCGGGAAGGCCGCUGCGGUUCUGGUGGCUGUGGGAGGCCAGUUCCUCUGCUGCUGGCUGCCCUACUUCUCUUUUCACCUCUAUUCGGCUGUGGUUUCUACCUCGCCUGCCUCGCUGGGCCGGCUGGAGGAUGUGGUCACGUGGAUCGGCUAUUUCUGCUUUACCUCCAACCCCUUCUUCUACGGCUGCCUCAACCGUCAGAUUCGGGAGGAGCUGAGCCGCCACCUGGCCUGCCUUUUCAAGCGGGCCGGAUCCGGUCAGGGGGAACAGCUGCCCAGCCGUGAGGCCUCCAUCGAGGAGAACUUCUUGCAGUUCCUUCAGGGCACAGCGUGCAAUCUGGAGCCGCGUAACUCUCAGGGCAGAGCGAGUCGAGAGGAGAAGGAACACGAAGGCCUACAGGAAUCAUCUGCUCCGCAGAACAUGGCAGCUGACUUCAACAUCCCAGGGCAGAUUCUUGAAGAAACCUCAGAGUUCAUACAACGGCAAAAACUGAACAAUAAGCUCCAUGUAUUGGAAAAUUCCAAAACUGUCCCAGAGAUGUAGCGGCCUCGCCCAUAUUAUCUAAUAAUCUCGUGAAAGUUCUAAUUGAAUUGAAAUCUGUUUUAAAUGAUAAACCUUUUUUUUUGCGCUC
This is a messenger RNA of Phycodurus eques (leafy seadragon), 3828 nucleotides long. RefSeq names its product G protein-coupled receptor 61 (gene gpr61). Gene Ontology annotation, cellular component: signaling receptor complex; endosome; plasma membrane. Gene Ontology annotation, biological process: G protein-coupled receptor signaling pathway. Gene Ontology annotation, molecular function: G protein-coupled receptor activity. NCBI's taxonomy places the organism in Eukaryota, Metazoa, Chordata, Actinopteri, Syngnathiformes, Syngnathidae. The transcript is spliced from 2 exons. The coding region runs from base 2343 to 3740 and encodes 465 amino acids. The record is from RefSeq and is a predicted model, not a curated record.